This is a messenger RNA of Penicilliopsis zonata CBS 506.65, 1749 nucleotides long. RefSeq lists its product as hypothetical. The record is from RefSeq and is a predicted model, not a curated record. Gene Ontology annotation, biological process: vacuole inheritance; nucleus-vacuole junction assembly. Gene Ontology annotation, cellular component: fungal-type vacuole membrane. The transcript has 6 exons. Gene Ontology annotation, molecular function: protein-membrane adaptor activity; protein binding. The coding region runs from base 1 to 1749 and encodes 582 amino acids. NCBI's taxonomy places the organism in Eukaryota, Fungi, Ascomycota, Eurotiomycetes, Eurotiales, Aspergillaceae.
AUGAGUGGCAUCGCCAACGCCUGUCUGUCCAGCCUCUCGGCCAUCGACCGGUGGUGUCAUAUCACCGCCUGUUUGGGGCCCUUUGCCGGCCGCUCGCGCGAUGGGAUCUACGAAACCACACUUGCCGAGAACGAGCGCGAGGCCGUCUCGGAUCUUUUGGGUUAUCUAGAAAAUCGCGCCGAAACGGAUUUCUUUUCCGGCGAGCCGCUCCGAGCCCUGAGUACGCUGGUCUACUCGGACAAUGUCGACCUGCAGCGCAGUGCCAGCUUGACCUUUGCGGAGAUCACUGAACGAGAUGUCCGCGAGGUUGACCGUGAUACCCUCGACCCCAUCCUCUCCCUUCUUCGAAGCUCCGACGUUGAGGUACAACGAGCUGCCAGUGCUGCCUUGGGGAAUCUCGCAGUGAAUGCGGAUAACAAAGUCCUGAUCGUCGAGCUGGGAGGGCUGGCCCCUCUCAUCCGACAGAUGAUGUCGCCCAAUGUCGAGGUCCAGUGCAACGCGGUCGGAUGCAUCACCAAUCUCGCAACACACGAGGAAAACAAGGCCAAGAUUGCCCGAUCAGGCGCCCUGGGCCCGCUGAUCCGCCUCGCCAAAUCCAAAGAUAUGCGUGUCCAGCGCAACGCCACGGGUGCCUUGCUCAACAUGACACAUUCAGCUAAUCAGUCAGAUGACAACCGACAACAGCUUGUCAAUGCCGGUGCCAUCCCUGUCCUGGUGCAACUGCUCUCCUCUUCCGACGUCGAUGUCCAAUACUAUUGCACGACCGCUCUCAGCAACAUCGCCGUCGAUGCUUCGAAUCGAAAACGGCUCGCGCAAACCGAGUCGCGGCUGGUCCAGUCGCUCGUACACCUCAUGGAUUCCUCCACCCCCAAGGUGCAGUGCCAGGCCGCUCUUGCCCUACGCAAUCUCGCCUCCGACGAAAAAUACCAGCUGGAAAUCGUUCGCGCCCGGGGCCUGCCCCCAUUACUACGCCUCCUGCAAUCCUCAUACCUACCCCUCAUCCUGUCGGCUGUCGCGUGUAUCCGCAACAUCUCCAUCCACCCUCUCAACGAGUCCCCCAUCAUCGACGCCGGCUUCCUCAAACCCCUCGUCGACCUGCUGGGCUCGACGGACAAUGAGGAGAUCCAAUGUCACGCCAUUUCCACGCUGCGCAAUCUUGCCGCGAGCUCCGACCGCAACAAGGAACUUGUCCUGCAAGCGGGCGCCGUUCAGAAGUGCAAAGACCUCGUGCUCCGCGUCCCGCUCAGUGUACAGUCUGAGAUGACUGCCGCUAUCGCCGUUUUGGCGCUCAGCGAUGAGCUGAAACCUCAUCUCCUCAACAUCGGCGUCUUUGACGUCCUGAUACCACUCACCGACUCCGAAAGCAUCGAAGUUCAAGGCAACAGUGCGGCAGCGCUAGGCAAUCUAUCCUCCAAAGUCGGCGACUAUUCCAUAUUCGUGCGUGACUGGGCCGAUCCGAACGGCGGCAUCCAUGGCUACCUCCGCCGAUUUCUCGACAGCGGUGACCCGACGUUCCAGCACAUCGCCAUCUGGACCCUUCUACAACUUCUAGAAUCCGAAGACCAACGACUGAUCGGGUAUAUCUCGCAAUCGGACGACAUCGUUCAGACGGUCAAGGCCAUCUCGGAUAAGAGUAUCGAGUCCGACGACGAGGAUGGCGAUGAGGGUGAGGGUGAGGUCAUUGCGCUGGCGCGGCGAUGCCUUGAAUACCUGGGCAAGGGACCCAAGCCGACCCUUGUCGAAGGGUGA